Messenger RNA from Protopolystoma xenopodis, 435 nucleotides. The record is from the annotation of a GenBank genome assembly. NCBI's taxonomy places the organism in Eukaryota, Metazoa, Platyhelminthes, Monogenea, Polystomatidea, Polystomatidae.
AUGGGCCUAGUUGACUCGGCCAUGCCUCGAAAGCGCUCACCUCCUCCUCCUCCAACCUGUUCAACUGGUCCAGGCGGGAGUCGAUCAGCCUCAAUCUGGCUAAAAUGGCUCUAUUCUUCCGAUGGCACACAAGCUCUGGCUGACCAAAUCCUGCGAGGCCAGUUUGUGGGUUCCCAGUCUUCGUUUCCGCCGACUUCUCGUCUUCCUCCUCUCUAUUUCUUUGCCCAGCCAAAGCGUCUUCAAUCAUUUCGCCCGUCUCAUGCCGGUUCACCUUGCCUGUACCAAUCGGUCCGGCAUUCGCCUCUUCCCAUAACUCGUCAUUGGUACACUUUCUGGUUGAUCCAUCCAUUCUCAAUUGAUUCAUAUAUCGCCCGCUUUGUCGGCAGACCUGUUUUCCCGUUGGCCAUGAGAUCUUCCGUCUGUCCACCAAACUAA